This is a messenger RNA of Pterocles gutturalis (yellow-throated sandgrouse), 1563 nucleotides long. RefSeq names its product ribosomal protein S6 kinase-like 1 (gene RPS6KL1). The record is from RefSeq and is a predicted model, not a curated record. Gene Ontology annotation, biological process: protein phosphorylation. The transcript is spliced from 8 exons. Gene Ontology annotation, molecular function: ATP binding; protein kinase activity. The annotation marks the transcript as partial. NCBI's taxonomy places the organism in Eukaryota, Metazoa, Chordata, Aves, Pterocliformes, Pteroclidae.
GGUUACAGCAGCCUGCGCUUCCGGCCGAUCAGGACGCUGAGCUCAGCAGUGGAGAACCUGAGACGGUGUAAGGUUGUGGGAGUGAUCGAUAAGGUGCAGAUCAUCCAGGAUCCGGCCACUGGUGGGACCUUUAUACUUAAGAGCCUCCCCAAAUCCCACGUUGAGACCCGUGAGCGACAGACCAUCAUCCCUCAUGGGGUCCCCUUCAUGGUCAAGCUGCUGUGUUACUAUGUGAGUGAGGACUCCAUCUUCCUCCACCUGGAGUACGUGCAGGGGGAGAUGCUGUGGUCUCACCUCCGCUCCAAGUACUGUGUCCAGCAGGGCUCUGCCGAUUCAAACACCGUUCCAGCCCUGAGGGACCGUGGCAGAGAGGACGGCGUGGGAAGCUCCCAGGGCAGCAGCCAAGCCUCCAUCUUCUCUGCUGGGACAGGCAGUGGCCUCCCAGGCUCUGUAACCCACCGAGUGCUGGGAAACACUGACGCCUUGCCCCCUCGGGAGCAGUCCCCUGACCCCACGGGCCCCGGCUCAGGGAACCACUGCCAGCUUCGCUGGGCCCCUGCCAGUAGCAUGAGGCCUGCACCCGGAGGGCCAGAUCUAAGCGUGACACAGGCUGUGUCCAGUGUCAUGGACCAUGUUCCAGCAGCAUCAGCUAAAGGCUCCGGCCACCUUAACAGCCAGGGCCUGGUCAUCUACGCCUGGGAUGCUCUAACCAGCAGCACGGGCUGCAUACUGGAGAGAGCAGCCUCCCUGCAAGACCCAAGGCUUCCCCAGACGCCCACCUCCAUACCGAAGACUGUGAGAGGGGGCCAGCCAGGGGCCAGGGAUCCACCGUCUCAGCACGUGUCUGAGGUCCCCUGGGCUCAGCCCCUCCUGACCUCGGGUCAGAGGCAGCUUCAUGCCGGAGUUGCCCUGCCCAGCUCUGGAAAGCCCCAUGGGCCUGACCCAGUGGUGCGGCAGCCCUCGUGGGGAGCAAGCCUGACCUGUGGCCAGCUCAGAGAGCAGCUGCCAUCAGGACAGGGCCAGCCCCUGGCUUCCCGUGGGCAUGGCCGGAGAGCCUGGGCUGUGAAGGAGGAGCAGGUGCAGCUGUGGGCAGCAGAAAUCCUCCUGGCCUUAGAGGGACUUCACCAACAGGGUGUAUUGUGCCGGGACCUAAACCCAAGGAACCUACUGCUCGAUGCAAGUGGUCACGUCUAUCUCACCUUCUUUGGCCAGUGGACAGAGGUGGAGCCCCAGUGCUGCAGCCAGGCACAGGAAGAGCUGUACAGUGCCCCAGAAGUGGGGGGAAUCGCGGAGCCCACUGAAGCAGCUGACUGCUGGAGCUUUGGGUCUCUCUUGUACGAGUUGCUGACAGGAGUGCCCCUGUCCCAAAACCACCCUUCAGGAAUUCAACCUCACACCCAGUUGUAUCUGCCAGAGGGGCUCAGCCUGGCUGCCACUUCACUGCUCACUGAGCUCCUACAGUACAACCCAAAGCAGCGUUUGGGCUCUGGAGGAGGUGGCAUGGCGAAGCUGAAGUCCCACUCCUUCUUCAGCAGCAUCCCAUGGAACAAGCUGGUGGGCUAG